Fusarium musae is the source of this 939-nucleotide messenger RNA. RefSeq lists its product as uncharacterized. Gene Ontology annotation, molecular function: isomerase activity. The coding region runs from base 1 to 939 and encodes 312 amino acids. The record is from RefSeq and is a predicted model, not a curated record. Gene Ontology annotation, biological process: biosynthetic process. Gene Ontology annotation, cellular component: cytoplasm. NCBI's taxonomy places the organism in Eukaryota, Fungi, Ascomycota, Sordariomycetes, Hypocreales, Nectriaceae. The transcript has a single exon.
AUGAGUCUCGAAUUCACCACUCUCGAUGUUUUCACCACCACCGCCUUUGAGGGCAAUCCUUUAGCGGUGGUGACGAUACCCCCACCAAGCCAACAAGCAUCCCUCACCCAAUCGCAAAAGCAACGAAUUGCCUGCGAGUUCAACCUCUCCGAGACAGUCUUUGUUCAUGAUAUUGAGAAUCGCGACGAUACAGAUGAGAGAAAGAUUGAUAUCUUUACCACAAAGUUCGAAUUGCCAUUCGCGGGGCAUCCGACCAUCGGCACGGCUAUUUUUCUUCAGCCGCAGGGCGUAAAGACCAUGAUUGCAAAGGCGGGCAGAAUUGACCUUGAGUUCGAAAACGGUUCUGCGCGAGCUUUAAUUCCUCACGAUGUUAGACUUCAUAAGCAGCGCGUGCCAAAGCAUGCCGUUGAAGCUGGUUGGGAUGAGAAAUUGGCAAAAGUCGCUGCUGCUGAUGAGGGCGCGCCACUGUUCAGCAUCGUUAACGGGAUGACUUUCGCCCUCGUGGAACUCCCAACAUUGGAGCUGCUCGGCGCUGCCAAGGUCGGAGCCAUGAGUUACAUUGACGGCGACCUGCAGGAUGACGGCUGGAAACACGACUUUGACUCGAGGCGCUACUACUACACGCUCCUCAACGGCGACACAUCAUCUGAUGGAAAAUAUGUGCAGAACCUCCGCACAAGACUUGUGAAGCGUGAUAUGGAGGAUCCUGCAACUGGAAGUGCCGCAUCUGCGUUGUCGUGUUACUUGGCGUUGCACAAGCUUUCUGCCACUUCGAUCAGGUUCUAUAUCACCCAGGGUGUUGAGAUGGGCCGCGAGAGUCUUAUCGUAGUGGAUGUUGAAGUCAAGACGAGUGAAGCUGGAGAGAGAAAUGUUAAGACUGUUCAUCUUAGUGGGAAGGCAGUCGAGGUCAUGAAGGGCACUGUUAGAGUGCCUCAGUGA